GCUCUGCAUCCCCCCAGCCCCGGAUUCGCUGUGUCCCACCCCAGGAUCAACCCUCUCACAGCCCCCUUGAGCCCCAGUCCCGCGGAGGCGCCCUCUGCAGCGUCAGCGUCGGCGGCCACCUGUCACCGCCAGGUGGCGCUCUUUGUAACAGCCCGGUCCACCCCAGUUCACUUUCUCCCCCCAAAAAUUUCCUUUCACUUUCGAUCUUUGGCUGUCACCCGCCGUGGCCCCUUCCACACCCAGCUGGGGCAAGCCUGGUGCGUGAGGAGAAAUGGGCUCCGGGUCCCCGAGGGGCGGGGCCGGGGUCCCUCUCCUGAAUCUGAGCGGAGAGGGUUUGGGGUCGGGCUCCUGGGUCCCUGGCCCGGGGAGGGUUCCGGCACCGGACGUCGGGGUUCUUAGAAGGGGAGAUGAGGAGUUUUCACCGUAACUGGGGCUCACGCAGGAAGCCCGAUAGAGUAGGAGGCGGAAACUUAGCCACAUCAAGGAACCGGGGGAGGAGCGGGGAGGUGAAGGGGCGGGCGAGGAAGGGGCUGGGGUGUAGGGGUCCGAGACUCGCUCUUCUGUCCCUUCCGAGAUCCGGCCACAGGCAUGAGGGGCCCCCGGCCGAAAUGGUAGUGCCGGCGCCAGCCUGGAGCCCAACUACCUCGCUGCUGCUGCUGCUGCUGCUGCUGCUGCUGAGCCCCGGCCUUCUCGGGAGCCCGGACUGCUCCUUCCCCCACAGCCCCAUCUCCUCCACCUUCGCCAACACCAUCCGCCAGCUGUCUGACUACUUGCUUCAGGAUUACCCAGUCACUGUCGCCUCCAACCUGCAGGACGACGAGCUCUGCGGGGCGUUCUGGCGCCUGGUCCUGGCCCAGCGCUGGAUGGGACAGCUCAAGACCGUGGCUGGGUCCCAGAUGCAGAAGCUGCUGGAGGCUGUCAACACCGAGAUAGUCUUUGUCACCUCAUGUGCCCUCCAGCCCCUCCCCAGCUGUCUUCGCUUCGUCCAGGCCAACAUCUCCCACCUCCUGCAGGACACUUCCCAGCAGCUGGUGGCCUUGAAGCCCUGGAUCACCCGCCGGAAUUUCUCCCGUUGCCUGGAGCUGCAGUGUCAGCCGGACCCCUCCACCCUGCUGCCCCCAAGGAGUCCUGGGGCCUUGGAGGCCACAUCCCUGCCGGCACCUCAGGCCUCUCUUCUGCUCCUCUUGCUCCUGCUGCUGCUGCCUGCCGCCCUCCUGCUGCUGGCCACUGCCUGGUGCCUGCGCCGGAGGAGGAGGAGACGGAGGAUGCCCUGCCCCGGGGAGCGGAGGAAGACGCGGAGGCCCAGAGAGAGGAGUCACCUGCCAGAGGACACAGAGCCGGAAGUUGGAGGAAAUCAGUUAGAGACUGGUCCCUUCCUUGGCCACGCUGCCCCUGUCACUGUCUCCCCAGGAUGGAGGCAACGCCAGCACCCGGCCCCGGCCCCACCUUACCCCCUCUGUACAAAGCCCUUAGCCCCAGGAAACUGUAUAUAAAUCAUUCUUUUCUGCCA
Molecule: messenger RNA, 1510 nt
Organism: Phacochoerus africanus (Common warthog)
Lineage: Eukaryota; Metazoa; Chordata; Mammalia; Artiodactyla; Suidae
Gene: FLT3LG
Product: fms related receptor tyrosine kinase 3 ligand
Exons: 7
Coding region: 408-1493 (361 amino acids)
Biological process (GO): positive regulation of cell population proliferation
Cellular component (GO): cell surface; membrane
Molecular function (GO): receptor tyrosine kinase binding; cytokine activity
Source: RefSeq, a predicted model, not a curated record